This is a messenger RNA of Ylistrum balloti, 3020 nucleotides long. RefSeq lists its product as uncharacterized. The record is from RefSeq and is a predicted model, not a curated record. The coding region runs from base 1 to 2934 and encodes 977 amino acids. Lineage: Eukaryota; Metazoa; Mollusca; Bivalvia; Pectinida; Pectinidae. The transcript has a single exon.
AUGUUCCAUUUCCAGGGGAAAUUACAAUCCCAUCAAGUCCAGGAACGGGAGAAAUCGGGAAAUAUCAAGAUGCUUUUCAUCGUCCUGCUGUCACUUAUUGUAGCGGUUGAUUGUCAAAAUAUUUCUACGAAUGUUAGCAACGACAGAUUUUCUACCGUUCGAAGUCUUCCGGACAACACCAGUACCAUUUUUAACCCUGAUUCUACUGGAACUGAACCUUCUUUCCCGUCACUGUCCGGUAAAAACUGCAGCCUUGUCGUCAAUAAGGAUUCGGAGGAUUUGAAGCAAGCGUUGAUCUUGGGGAACCAUAUGCUCAUCGUGACUUUCUCCUUCAAAAAUGAGAAUCGAGAGACCCCUAUUUCUAUGGAAACCCCGCAGCCCUUGACAUGGGUUCACGUGUCAGGAAAUCAUGGCAAGGGUCUACUCUGGCUUAGGCAGGACUUUGAGAUGUUGUCCCUGACGAGUCUGCGAUACGGCGUUGCUAGAUUAGACGUUCAACUAACAGACAGUCCAGAGGGAUGUUUGGGUCAAAGGUCAGCGUCGCAAAUUGGAGAGGAUAUUCAAACCCUUAUUCUGAACAACCUUAAUACUGAUCCUAUUACAAAUACCUCCUGGAUUGGCAGUGACAUAUGUAACGCGAGAUUCAGAUUUAACGAGACACCAACAAAUACCCAAGUGUAUUUUGUAUGUUGUCAAAAGGAUGCUGUUUUUGAGACAAGUUGUUAUGAACUGGAACGAACCACUUGGAUGAACAUUUUCUUACUAAGCAUUCUCGUCUUACCAUUCAUUGCACUUAUGUUCGCACCAUUGUUGAUCCCUUAUGACCUGUUCCGGGACGAUAGCACUGAUAUAUUCUAUCAACACAGGGUUGGCACCCCACUCCAAAUCCAUGUUACAAAAUUGUCUGACCGUUGUCGUGUGACAAAAGGAUCACUUGAAAUUCCAAAAAUAUAUUUUAAUGAUAUGCCAAGAUUUUGCAGCACUCUGGCCACUCUGAAUGACAAUCUCACGUACGAUUGUACACUCGAGAAGAUACAUUUCUAUGUUGAAAGGGACAACUUAAUUGGUAAGGACACAGAUCCAUUUGGACCCUUUACCAUGCUAUUCAAUAUGUUUAGUCAGUAUGAACAGCGCAGACGCUCAUUUAACGAAGGAAAUUCGUUUCGAGAAUAUUUCAGCAUACUCAAAGGGAAGUUAUUGAAUACUGCACAUCUACUUGUUAUCAUUACGUUUGUCAACAUUCCAUUCGUUAUAAGAAUAAUUUUCUUCGUGGUUCAAACCAUCCCAGAUUGGUAUAUUACCAACAGUUUAAAAAAACUCGAACUGAACGCCAACGUUUUACAAUAUAGUAGUUUUGGAGUUACCUUUAUCCCGCGGAUACAGAUAUAUCUCACAUAUCUAAUUCUCAUUGCUCUUUUUGUACUUGUACAAUUCUUCAAGAUUCGAGGAACACAUCAAGUUGAUAUCGUCUUGGAGAUAUUGAAACAGUGUUUACGGGACUCGCGGAAAAGGCAUACAAAACAGGCAUUCCAAACGAUAUAUAAAGCGUGUCGUUCCGUCGUACAACAGAGUAACAUGUUAGGUCGGAUUCUUGCUCUGUUUUAUUUCGUACUGUUUCUUCCUUUCGUCGUGUUUAACUUCAUCUUCUACCUACUCCCUACUAUCAACCUGACUCUGUCAAUGCCAAUCUACCUUUUCACUUAUGUCCUAUCUAACAAGUGUGGCUGUUUGUCUAGAAGUAGCUGUGUACGAGCAAUCGCCAAGCACGUGUCGGAUGGAUUAGGGCUCGAUCCCAUUUUUAUACAAAAUACGGAUGCAGUAGAUUCAGAUAACAAUGACGAUGAAACGGACAAGUUGUGUUCACCAGCCGACACAUUUAUCAUACUCAUUCUGGUCUGUUCGAUUCCGGUGCUAAUAUUUGUGUCACUUGACAGUAUAUCGUUCUAUGUCGAUAUAUUCAUUUAUGUCCUGAUCGGUCUGCUGCUUAACGCGUCAUUUACAACCACAUACGUCAUCUUAUCGCUAAUGCUGACUUUUUAUAUUAAAGACUUAUUUGAUGGUGUGACAAAUCGAUACAUAAAGUUUAUCAAUAUCAUUAUUUCUGAAGCGAUGAAGAAAACAAGGACAGAUGUUAUUAAAGUGUCAUUACUCAAUGAAAACCUCCAAAAAAACACGGCAUUUCGGUUGACUGGUGAGGCACCUUUAGGGAAACCAGAAAUUCUUCAAGAGACCAGUAACGACCUCAAACUCUCACACGAAGCAGAUGUCUUGCUGUGGAGAACGAGACAGUUGAUGUUCUUUUUGGACAAAAAGGACACGCCUUUUAUACCGAGGAAAUUUUUCACUGAAACGUCUGUCAUGGACUGUUCGGGAAUCCCAGGACCUCUUGGAGAAAGCCUCCGAGCUGUUUUGAUAACCAUUUUGAAGAUUUUCGUUUUCUUGUUUUUGAUCUUGCUAGUUGCGUUGGCGUUCAGCGAGGAGACAGAAACCCCGGGCACUAACCAAACCCUCACAGUGAUCGCUAGUGGUAUGGUCCCCUGGUUAUUGAGAAAGGUUUUACAAGCUCCAACGGAGCAAAAUGUUGACGUCGACAACCUGCAUUUUCGGGAAGUUUUCAAUGACGUCAUAAGACAUUAUGAAGAGACUUGGACUGUAGCAGAUAUUGAAAUUGCACGUGUGCAAGUGUCUGAAAACCAAAUAAUUAAUGAUAUCGAUAGUCACGAUGACCUAGAUAAACCACGUGAGGAAACUUUUAAACCUAGUUCUUCAAGUCACGAAUCUAGUUCUGAAACUGUGGAGACUAUGGCAAGCGGCAGCAGAAAUCCAACAGAAAACUCUGGUGAGAUAGUAUCAAAGAUAAAGCGGAAAUCAGACUCGCAAAACCACUUAGUGAUCCUAGUGGACAAAAAGUCAUCAAGAGCUCAUGUGGUUUAGAAAUAAAUGACAAAAAAAAAACACAAAUUCUUCAUUAAUAUCACAACACUUCUGAAAAUCUUGCAUCAGGUUUUGUGGGAGUAAAC